Messenger RNA from Nicrophorus vespilloides, 1806 nucleotides. RefSeq names its product protein-serine O-palmitoleoyltransferase porcupine-like. Lineage: Eukaryota; Metazoa; Arthropoda; Insecta; Coleoptera; Silphidae. The record is from RefSeq and is a predicted model, not a curated record. The transcript is spliced from 7 exons. Bases 257 to 1630 code for a protein of 457 amino acids. Gene Ontology annotation, cellular component: endoplasmic reticulum; membrane. Gene Ontology annotation, biological process: canonical Wnt signaling pathway; protein palmitoylation; lipid modification. Gene Ontology annotation, molecular function: palmitoleoyltransferase activity; Wnt-protein binding.
GCGCGUCAUGUGGAUGUUCCGUUGCCGCCGCCGCCGUCGCACGUCGUCAUCUUCGUAAAAAAACAAAGGAGUAAAUUUGCAAAUCGACAAAUAUUUGCAAAAAUAAUAUCAUCAAAAUAUUAAUAAUAACAAUAGCGACGACGAUGAAGCAGAUGUAACAUUCAAAGCUGCCGACAAAGAAACGAACAACCAGAAUUCUGCAGCGUCGCGGCGCGAGCGAAAUUGCAGCGAGGAGGAGAAUCCAAAGAAAAGUUUCAUGAUGUAUUCCGAAGAAAGUUAUCAAGAUAUGAUCGAAGAUGAUUACGUUUAUUACGAAGAGACUGAGGACGAUUUCAUGCGUGUGUACGAGUACUGCACGUUGCCGACCAUCAAGCAGACGUCGCACUUUGUUUUGGUGCUGCUGCUGCAUUGUCUCGCCUUUAACGGAUUAACGAAAAUUUUCGCACACGGAAAACAUAAUAUGCACGCAAUUGCGACAAUCCUCGGAUUGAUGUACGUCUUUGGUUUCGCGUUGAGGGGUAGCUUGGAAGCCCUCUUCGUGAUACCGCUGGUGCUGCUGUCGCACAACGCUCUGCACCAUCUGAACGCGAGAUCGAUGCAACCGAUCGUCGUCAUCGGACCGAUCUUCGCCUUCAUUCUGAUCUUCUGCGAAUUCUUUGGACCGGAUCGAGAGGCUUGGCUGAAGAUGCGCAGCGUCGUGAUGAUAGCGAUGAUGAAGAUCAUCUCGUUGGCUUGCGAAGUCCAUAAGAGUAAAGAGGUGCCCUCGCUUUUGGAAUACAACGGAUAUCUGUGGUGUCCAGCGAACGUGGUGCUCGGACCGUGGAUGAGUUUUAAAGAGUACAAGGCGAGAUCGUGGUCGCAGAGAGUCUUGGGCGUAGAGUGGAUUUGGAGCGUCAUCAAGUACGCGUCGAUGUCGUUGAUUUUCGCCUGCUGCAGCAACUGCAUAGCCUCGUUCAUGCUCGACGACCAUAACAACGUAUUCGUUGUGGCGUUCAGGCAGGCGUUGUGCUUCAGGAUGAGCCACUACUUCAUCUCGUACGCGGCUUCAGCGGCGAUGGUCGCAGCAGGAUUCAGCGAUGACGCGAAGAAGCCUUGGACGUACGCGAUCGCCAAUCCGCUGGAAAUCGAAGCACCACGAUCUUUGGCUUCCGUCGUCACGAAUUGGAACGUACCGACGCACACGUUCCUCAAGCGGUACGUGUUCCCAGCUGUCCUGCCGCACGGCUACUUCGCCGCCAUCACCGUCACCUUCCUCGCCUCCUCGAUGCUGCACGGAAUGAGCGUCGAGGUGUCCGUCGUACUUCUCACCUUGGGCGUCUUCUCCUACGCGCAGACCAAGUUCCAGGAUCGCGUCGCCAGCUUGCUCGACUGUUGCGUGCGCGUGAAAGCCUGCAGGAAUUGCAAGCACUCUCGCGGUGGACGCUCGCUGCUCGCCACAGCCUGCAACGCCCUCUUCACGCUGUCAACGAUGAUCCUGCUGACGUACGUCGGCUGUCUGAUGGACGACGUCGGCGAGGAUCGGACCGCCCGCGACAUCCUGCUGAACAUCUACGACAGAUGGACGCAACUCUUCGGCGUCGGUCAUCUCAUCGCCGUUUUCUGCAUAUCCUUCGCGUGGAUAUCGAGAUGAACAACAGUAUCAAUCAACAUCAUCAUCAUCACCAUCAAGCAAACCAAACAAUAUACAUACUUCAAUCAAUAAAUAAACAUAAUUUAUAAUUAUUAUCUAUUUCUUGUUACUAAGUAACGGUUAGAAAGUAACGAUAACUGUAUUCUGAAUAUCAGAAGUUGCGCAUUCUGUCAAAA